CAAACAAUAACACACAUUUUGUCCUUCACGGGUCGUUAACAGACGUUGUUUUGAUCUGUGCACAGCUUACCCUCGCACAAAGCAGGAAUUAGCAAAAUGUCUCGCUUUCUGCGCCGGCUUUUUUGCUGCUGUUUCCCGAAGGUUGACGAUGACGUGGAGAGACAAGUCGUGCCUCGGGGGGGCACAGAUUGGACCCGACCUUCCGAUACUAACAGAAGUCCUGCCCCUUUACAUAGCAGUGGUAUUACACAAGCGACUACUUUUUAUAGCAUUACUAAUAGAAUUGAACGCAAACAUGGCAUCGGCGCCGGUAUUACAAAUGACACUUCUAAGACCCCAAGUGUUAAGAGGCCUGAUACGAGUGUCAGCAGAGAGGGAAUCAGCAGCGGUAUUAAAGAAGGUACUUCUAGUUCCAAAAGUACUCGGGCGCCUGAUACCAGUGAUGGCAGGCGGGAGGUGAUCAACAACCGAGUGUAUCACAUACCCGUGCCCCAGGUUCCCUUUAAACCAGAACGCAAAAUAUCUGUGGAGGAGAGGCCUGCUUACCACUUCAGCUUCCCCGAGGCCGAGAUUUCCAUACGACCAGAGUCCAAAAGGGAAACCUUGGCAUCCAAAUACAGAGGCCAUCCAUCUCUCAGUCUGCACUACGGUUCCCUCGACCUGGAGGAGGUCAUCAAGGACAACGGGGGGCGCCCUCUACUGGACCUGCAUGGAAUGACGGUGCGGGAGGCCAAGGAGUGGGUCGAGUAUUUCCUCGACCUGCACCAAGACUUGGGGACAGACAGCCUCAACGUGGUGACGGGGCGAGGCAACAACAGCACCGACGGGAAGGCCAAGCUCAAGCCUGCCGUCGAGAAACUGCUUCGAGAGCUUGGACUAAACUUUCGGGAGAUGAGCAAAGGGGGAAGAUUCUUGGUGCAUUUAUGAGGGAGGAGGAGGGAGGGUGAGGGGUAGAGAGUAAGGGGAGAGAGAGAAAGAGAGGGAAGGGAGGGAAGGCUAAAGAGUAGG
Messenger RNA from Penaeus chinensis, 1008 nucleotides. RefSeq lists its product as uncharacterized. The transcript has 3 exons. NCBI's taxonomy places the organism in Eukaryota, Metazoa, Arthropoda, Malacostraca, Decapoda, Penaeidae. The record is from RefSeq and is a predicted model, not a curated record. The coding region runs from base 97 to 927 and encodes 276 amino acids.